GACGAUGGUGUGGUUGGGAAGAUGGCAUGCAUGCAUGCACAGAUCAUAUCAUUUAGAUCGUCACCUAGUUGGCUUUCUUCAAUCAAGAGAGGAUGGUGCAAUUUAGAUGACCAACAGGGAAGAGGAUAAGUGGAUUUGACUCUGAGGUGAUGUUUAGGCAACAAAUGAUUGGAGCCAACCGUGCCAAAGUCUUCAGUUUGACCAAAUUCUUGGCUGUUUAACUCAAAACCUUCAUUGAAUUUGGUAAAGAGUAUUUGUGAAAAAUUAUAAGAUAUAAACUGCUUUACGGUAUAUCUAGUUCUAUGGUUUCUGUUUAAAUAGAAUCAAUCAUGUUUAACAUUACAGUAAUUCCUCUAAUUAGGAUUCUGUUACCUGUUUACUUAGAGCGAAAGAAAUUAAUCAUUAACAAAUUGUCCAAAGUGCUUUUAGUUGGUGUAGAUCUUUCACCAUUUAUUCUUAUGGAUGAAGGCCAAUAACUAGUCAUCUAAAAUUCUCUCACUAUUGAUCACUCGAUGUCCAGUAAUUACGGCAACAGGGAAUCAAACUGGAGAUGGAGCAAAGCAAGCUUUUGACUGCAAGUUAGCAUCUGUGUCCACAAAUCAAAAUCAGUUAACAUCAAACGACUGAAAAGUAUUGCCGAACAUUUGUGUAUAGAUUGUGACAAAAUAUUAGUCAAUGGAUAUUACAAAUCUGUGGUGAACAUGAGAGGUUUCCCUGAACCCUGAAAGCUACUGUAUUUCUGGAGGCAGUAGAAGGCACUCGACUUCUUACUGAUUGAUAUAUUCUUGCUAGGUCCAUGAGCUCUGCACGCGUUGCUUAAUUAAAGCACCAGAUGGGUGAAGAAACUGAGCUGAAGUGCGAAUCAUGCUUUGCCAGAGAAGAUUGCUGAGAAGAUAUACAGUAAUUUAAUAGUCGUGUGAUCAGAUUGACUCCCGACAGCCCAACAUCACUGAGAUUUUCCACACAGAUUUCUCCUGCGUCAGCUCCUUCAAUAUAUAAUUAAGACAUCAAUUGUCUGGAUUAAUUAAACAAAUCGAAAGGCAGAUAUCUGCACAUCUGUCAUGGAGGAGGAGCAAGUCUGAGCGUGCAGCAAGCAGCGAGAAGGCCGUGAAGGAGGCGAAAAGGAGCCUGCAAUGCAAAUGCAAGUUAGUAUGCCACAUACGUGUCUGCUCUUGGUUCGUGACAGCUCCCAUGGGGACGAUAGAGACAAGGAGCCCCUCCUGCUUUGGGGCUUCCCUGUCGCCUUCCCGAGUUAAACUUCAAGUCGUAUGCCUUUUCAUGUGCUGCUCCGCCAAUGAGAGAGGUAGAGGAGACACGUCGCGAGUUUGAUAAACAAAGGACGGCACCGAAUCCGGUUGACUUUUUUUACUCUCCCUCUCGUCGAUUUGCCUCUGUUUUCACUCUAUAUAAACCGUUUAAUUGAUAUCGAGUUGAGAUUUUGAGAUGGGGAGAACACCUUGCUGCGACAGAGAUGACCUGAAGAAAGGCCCGUGGACUCCGGAAGAGGACCAAAAGCUCGUUGUCUGCAUACAGAAGCACGGCCAAGGAAACUGGAGGACUCUUCCUAAGAAAGCUGGGCUCGCGAGGUGUGGCAAGAGUUGCCGGCUCCGGUGGACGAACUACCUCCGGCCGGACAUCAAGCGAGGAAGGUUCUCGUUUGAAGAGGAAGAGACCAUCAUCCAGCUGCACAGCAUGCUAGGCAACAAAUGGUCUGCAAUCGCUGCUCGUUUGCCGGGAAGAACAGACAACGAGAUCAAGAACUACUGGAACACGCACAUCAGGAAGAGGCUGCUGAGGAUGGGCAUCGACCCGGUGACUCAUUCUCCUCGGCUCGAUCUCCUCGACCUCUCCUCGCUCCUCGCACCCCCUUUCUGCAACCCGACGCCGGAGGCGAUGUCGCCAUUGCAGCUCGACUUCUCGAGGCUGUUGGCUGGCCUCGACGGCGACUUACUCCUGAUGACCACAAAUCUCAUACUGUCACAGUAUCAGAAUCCCAACCCCAUGCUCAGCGAUCAAGGAAUUACACCCCCGGACCAGCAGCAACUGCUCGAUCAAUUAAUCCCGCCUCAACAGAGCUUCGAUGAGGCUCAAUGGACGCAGUGCAGCAAUGCGCACCAGCUCCAGGCGGGGUCUAACUCGAGCCCAUGGCAAGCCGGCGAUGUGAUCCCGCAGAGCAUCGAGAAUAAUCUGAUUAUGCCCGAUCACUCAUCGUCAUUGACGCACUUGGUCAACGCCUCGAACGUCUACGGCGCCAACGACGGAAACCCGCAGAGCUACUGGUCGACGCCGGCGUCGUCGAGCCUGACGCCGCUUAACUCGCAGUCGACGACGACGUACGUCAACAGCAGCGCGGAGGACGAGAUGGAGAGCUACUGCAGCAACCUGUUCCACUUCCAAAUCCCGGAUGGCGUCAGCAAUCCUAUCUUGUGAACUAGAUCAUGUGGAUGAAAUUGUUUUUGUUCGUGAAGCGCAAUUAAUAAUCAUCUUUUUCAUUUCUCUUUGAAACUUUUUAUUUUUAUUUUCUUUAAUUUUUCCUAACGGAAAAACAGAGCCAUUAUCAGUAGUAGUGUACUGAAAGUGUGUUCCAUCAAAUGGUAUUUCAUAUGUUUGAUAUAUAAA
This is a messenger RNA of Zingiber officinale, 2619 nucleotides long. Its product is annotated as transcription factor MYB41-like. The coding region runs from base 1444 to 2430 and encodes 328 amino acids. The record is from RefSeq and is a predicted model, not a curated record. The transcript is spliced from 6 exons. Lineage: Eukaryota; Viridiplantae; Streptophyta; Magnoliopsida; Zingiberales; Zingiberaceae.